AUGAUGAGGUCAAGCAUUUUGUUGGGCUAUUGCUUGCUUCUUAAUUUUUCUGCGGUGUGCUUAGGUGCGAGGGCUCAAACACUAUGGCCAUGCAAGUCAUACUAUAAAGGCUGUUCACACCUUCCCGACAUCAUAUGCAAGGGGGUUGAAGAUGCGGCCUCAAAAGAUCGACGGAUGCCUGCUUCUCUGCUCCGACUUCACUUUCAUGAUUGUUUUGUCAAUGGUUGUGAUGCAUCAAUUUUAUUGAACGGGACCAACUCCGAGCAGCAAGCCCUUCCAAAUUUAAAUUCGAUAAGAGGAUUGGAAGUCAUUGGCAAUAUUAAGAAAGAUUUGGUUAAAAAGUGCCCUCAUACUCCUGUGUCUUGUUCUGAUAUAAUAGCCGCCGCUGCAUACUGUGCUGUAGCAAUGAGCACAGAAGCAAGUCUACGGCGUUAUGUGAGGCAGCCACUAUGCGGAAGACUGGAUGGAUUUAACUCGUCCAAGGCUGCAGCGGAGAAGGCCCUGCCCAGUCCAUUUGAGUCCUUGGCUCAAAUCAAGGCAAAGUUCUCUGCUGUUGGCCUCAAGGACGACAAAGAUAUGGUGGUACUGUCAGCUUCUAUGAUUAAAAUGGGGAAUAUAGGUAUGCCUGCUGGGAAAAAAGGACAAAUUCGUGACGAUUGCAGUAAGGUUAAAUAG
Messenger RNA from Malania oleifera, 675 nucleotides. RefSeq names its product peroxidase N-like. NCBI's taxonomy places the organism in Eukaryota, Viridiplantae, Streptophyta, Magnoliopsida, Santalales, Ximeniaceae. Bases 1 to 675 code for a protein of 224 amino acids. Gene Ontology annotation, molecular function: peroxidase activity; heme binding. Gene Ontology annotation, biological process: response to oxidative stress. The transcript is spliced from 4 exons. The record is from RefSeq and is a predicted model, not a curated record.